Messenger RNA from Symbiodinium sp. CCMP2592, 282 nucleotides. The record is from the annotation of a GenBank genome assembly. NCBI's taxonomy places the organism in Eukaryota, Dinophyceae, Suessiales, Symbiodiniaceae.
AUGGUUCGGCGGGAGAAGGUAGCUACAUCAAGUGGGGCUUUGAGCAGCAAGCCUUCGCUGUCGUGUUUUUUGUCCUUUUUCCGUUUGGCACCCUCUAUCUCAUCUUUUCUGGCCGCUUGGGCUGGUGGAAUUACGACGAGAGUGGCAAGGAGUACACUGCUGAGGAGUACCGGAAGGCGAACAGUGUGGAGAAGCCGACCUGGGGCCGGUUCCCUUGGGAGCUGGAAAGCGACCUUUACAAAAAGUAGGAAGAACGGCCACCGCGAGAGUCUAUCCGUUUAG